AUGGCUGCGAUAAGUCUGUAUGGGAGGUUGGAGUUCUCCCACAGCAAUCUCCUCACCUACAUCUUCGACCGCCCUGAAGAUGACGAUGACUUCCAUUCUUCAAACGUACCAACCAUUAUUUCCGCCGAAGACCCCAAUCGAUUGCAGAUGAUGGGACUAAAGCCUGGUGAACGUAUUGCGCUGGUCUCAGGAAAUACGAUCUACUUCCCUCUCGUAGCGCUGGGAACCAUUGCAGCGGGCGGCGUCUUCACAAGCCUUCUCCCAGAAUUCAAAACCCGAAAGAUCGCAUCCUAUCUACAGGACACCAGUGCCCGCUAUAUUCUAGCUUCGAAGGACUUUCUGGACAUCUUGCUUGCUGCUGCCGAUCAAUCUAAUUUCCCGAAAGCCAGUAUUUUGGUGUUCGAUGAUAGUCUUAAACAAAUGGAGCUACAGCCUCCAUUACACCAUUGGAGCACCAUAUUCAGUACGCAACUCGAUCCUCCCUUCCGAUGGCAGUCCUUGGAAAGCGAGGCCAAAGCAAAAUCCACCACUGCUGUGAUCAUGCAUACGUCAGGAAAACUUCGGGAAAUGCCAAAGGCGAGGAGAUCUCCCAUUACGCGCUCAUUGGCCAACUGGCGCAAGCACUUCGAAACAUCGAUUCAGCCGCAGCAAUUCACGAGAGCAUCCUUUGCGAUUACCAGAUGGGCCAAUCCGUGGGAUUGA
Endocarpon pusillum Z07020 is the source of this 702-nucleotide messenger RNA. RefSeq lists its product as uncharacterized. The record is from RefSeq and is a predicted model, not a curated record. Bases 1 to 702 code for a protein of 233 amino acids. Lineage: Eukaryota; Fungi; Ascomycota; Eurotiomycetes; Verrucariales; Verrucariaceae. The transcript is spliced from 3 exons.